ACAUGAUAGAAUAUACUUUGGAAAAGACCUUUCUUGAGAAGAGAAGUGACUGGAUCAGAUCUUUGAAGUUUGAACUCACUAAAAGUUUCACAAUAUCUAAUUGAGCAAUGCUUGUUUCGUGCUGUGUCAUUGUAAGAAAAACUCCAAACCUAUUAUAUGGUAAUUACUUAACAACCCAUUGCCUAGUGAAAUUACAGCAAAGUAAAUAUGAAAUUCAACAAAAAGAAAAUCCCAAAUUUCUUUUGAAAAAUUCUAUAAAUACACUCACUCUGUUUCACUUCCCACACCAACUAUAAAAAAUUCUACAAAUACACGAAUUAUUUCGUAAAUUUAUUAAUAAAUCAAAUUUUAAAUUCAGAUAGUGUAUUGGUAGCAGAAUUGUGUUUUAUUAUCAACAAAGGCAACUUGGACAAACACUGACCAUUUGACCAUUUCUGCGCCAUGUUAUUCUUUACCAACCAUUGACGUUGCAAACCUCACAGAUUCAGAAAAGUACUCAUUCCAUAGAAAAUGAUGUUAUGAAUCCCUGAAAAUAUAUAUAUAUAUAUAUAUAUACUUGGAGAAAUUGAAUCUAACCAAGUAUAACUAUUGCUACACUUUCAAAAUAAAUUUGCAGUGUAUUCGGUGGAAGAAAUCAAUAAGUUAGUCUCUAACUGGCGGCCGGAGCAGCCUGAAUCCAACUUGGUAAGGCGGAUUGGUCGAGUGAUCGGAAAGAAUGUCAUCCAAAAGCUUGUUUUCACUGCUUCCAUGUUUAAGGACAGAGGAGAGAGAUACUGGUAUUGUAUCAUCAUCAAUAUUCUUGGAGAAUGGAAGCAAAUUAUUAGAAGAUCUCAUUGCUUCAUGUGAUGGAAAGUCUAAUCCAAUUCGUUGUUAUUCUCUUGAUGAACUCACAAGGGCAACCAACAACUUUGAUCCUUCUUGCAUUAUACAAGACUUUUCGGCGGAAUUUCGUUACCAAAUGUUUAAUGGUUUUCUAGAUGACCGAUCAAUUACCAUUAAGAAGUUUAUGAGUACUGCCCAAGUUGGGUAUGAAGCUAGGUCUCUGGCCAUUCGUGACAUUAUAAUAACAAUGCAGAUGAGCAGCCAUAACAAUGUCUUAAAGCUGUUGGGCUGCUGCUUAGAGCUCCCUAUACCGGCUCUAGUGCUUGAAUGUGCAAGUGAAGGAGUUCUAACUAGUGAAGCGGGUUGUGGAGCAAAUCAAUCCCUACCAUGGAAUAUUAGGCCGCGCAUUGCAAAGCAACUUGCAAAUGCAAUUACAUAUCUGCAUACUGCCUUCUCCCGGCCAAUUAUUCAUAGAGAUAUACGAGCCUCCUGUGUUUUCUUGGGCAAUGAUUAUAUUCCGAAGCUUUGCAACUUCUCACUUUCCAUAACCAUUCCUCCUAUGCAAUCCCAUGUUGUAGAUGAGCCAAAAGGGACAUAUGGGUACCUUGACCCUGCCUACAUGAGGUCUGGUUACAUUUCAGAAAAGACUGAUGUUUAUAGCUUUGGUGUGCUUUUACUUAUAUUGUUGACAGGCCAAAAAGUUGUGCUUCAAUAUCAAGGAGAAUUUGAGUCGAUUAUUUCAUACGUGAAACGUCAUGCUAGUGAUGGUCAGAUUCAGACGGUAGUAGAUCCUAAAAUCCUUGGAGAGAUAGGGGAAGAUAAGCAAGCUCAAGAGCACUUGCAUUUAUUCCUAGCACUGGCAUUGUCAUGCACCCAAGAUGAAAGUGAAGUAAGGCCAGAUAUGAUUGAUGUGGCUAAAGAACUGAUACUUACUGAGAAGUCUGUCCUGCUUCGCUAGACAUCCACAUUUAUCCCCUGUUUGAAAUCAGAUUGAAUUUCUCACUUUAUUCAUUGAUGGUUCAUGCACAACUUUACCUGCCCUGGUUUAGAUUUAUAAGAAAUUAAAACACACUCACCUUGUUGUCUAAAUCGCCACUUGUUUUUAACACAAAUCGAUAUAUAUGCACACUACUCAUGUUAGCAGGUUGUACUAGUGGUCUAGCAUGGAUUCGUGACGAGUAAUAAUGUAAUAUCAGUCCAAUCAGACAAGCUUGCGCUAGAUGUUGAGUUUGUAUUUUUCUUAUGUGAAGAAUGGUCACCUUUAAGCUAAACGCAACAGCACAAGCACACAGACCAUUAGACAAACAGAUAGGGAAGGAUUACCAUAGGUUUAUUUAACUUUAGGAUGAACAUUAGUAUAUAUAGGGAUACACCAAUAGACAUGUCAUAUAUAAGUAUUGCCAAGGAUAAGAGAUCAGUCCAAAAAGAAUUUAAAAACUAUCAAGAGAUUGGGAAUCACAAUUACAGACUACAGUGUAGAAUUUUGCAUACUACAUUACUGCACUUUGUAUCUGAAUAAUAUAAGGCAUAA
Rosa rugosa (rugosa rose) is the source of this 2353-nucleotide messenger RNA. Its product is annotated as serine/threonine-protein kinase ZRK1-like. Gene Ontology annotation, molecular function: protein serine/threonine kinase activity; ATP binding. Bases 716 to 1780 code for a protein of 354 amino acids. Gene Ontology annotation, cellular component: plasma membrane. The record is from RefSeq and is a predicted model, not a curated record. NCBI's taxonomy places the organism in Eukaryota, Viridiplantae, Streptophyta, Magnoliopsida, Rosales, Rosaceae. The transcript has 2 exons. Gene Ontology annotation, biological process: cell surface receptor signaling pathway; protein phosphorylation.